Coregonus clupeaformis (lake whitefish) is the source of this 3283-nucleotide messenger RNA. RefSeq names its product mesoderm induction early response protein 3. The transcript has 13 exons. Lineage: Eukaryota; Metazoa; Chordata; Actinopteri; Salmoniformes; Salmonidae. Gene Ontology annotation, biological process: negative regulation of transcription by RNA polymerase II. The record is from RefSeq and is a predicted model, not a curated record. Gene Ontology annotation, molecular function: transcription corepressor activity; histone deacetylase binding. The coding region runs from base 85 to 1740 and encodes 551 amino acids. Gene Ontology annotation, cellular component: nucleoplasm.
UACUGUUACCUGGAUCUCUGAUUGGUUCAGGGAGUCGAUCCGGGUACUCGGCUGGAAGGCUGGAAGGAGCCUAUAGGUACCAAUAUGGCGGAGGCUUCCUUCGGGAGUUCGAGCCCAGUUGGCUCUUUAUCGUCUGAAGAUCAUGACUUCGAUCCGACAGCAGAGAUGCUAGUCCACGAAUAUGACGACGAGAGGACUUUGGAGGAGGAAGAGUCAUUGGAGGGCGAGAAAAACUUUAACUCAGAGAUAGCCGAUCUAGAGAAGGAGGGGAACAUGCCGUUGGAGGAACUGCUGGCCAUCUACCGCUACGAGGCGUCUGUCAGUACGGCUGCAGGCUCCAGUAUGGACAGCUUUUCUGGGGAGCUGACGGAUGAGCUGCCAGACAUGACUUUGGACAAAGAGGAGAUAGCUAAAGACCUGCUAUCAGGGGACUAUGAGGAGGAGACCCAGUCCUCUGCUGAUGACCUCACCCCUUCAGUCACCUCCCAUGAGGCCACCGACUUCUUCCCCAGAACACUCAGAUCUAACACUAUCUACGACGGUGAUAAGGAGUCCGAGUGUGAGGAAGAUGGGCCAGGCCCAGACGACUCCAGAAAAGAAAUAAUGGUGGGUUCGCAGCACCAAGCAGAGGUCCCCACCCACCUCUGUCACUAUGGCAAUGAUAAGGUAUACGAAGAUGAUGACCAGUUGCUAUGGAGCCCAGGCGUGUUGUCAGAGAGCAAGGUCAGGGACUUCCUGUGUGAGGCGUCGUUACGGGCGACCGAUGAGAGGACAGGAAGUGACAUGGCAGGGGCUCAUGUGAGCGACAAUGAGCAGGCUCUGUAUGAGCUUGUGAAAUGCAACUACAAUACCCACGAAGCACUGGAGAGGUAUUGCAGUAAUGUGAACUCAUCAAAGGAGAAAUCCCCACUGUGGUCUGAAGAUGAAUGCAGAAACUUUGAACAUGCACUACAGAUAUAUGAUAAGAACUUUCACCUCAUACAGAAACACAAGGUUAAGACACGGACGGUAGCUGAAUGUGUGGCUUUCUACUACAUGUGGAAGAAGUCGGAGCGCUUUGAUUUCUUUGUCCAGCAGAAUCGCUUUGGCAAGAAGAAGUAUAGCAGCUAUCCUGGCAUAACGGACCUGAUGGACCGGCUGGUGGACGAGGCAGAAGGCCUGGCAGUAGACAGCUCCUCCUCUGUGUGCUCAGGUGGGGGAGGAGGGGUGAGGAUGGAGCCCACCACAGAGCAGCAGCUCAGCCUGCUCGACUCCAUCACUGCCAGCGACCUCACAGCCCUGAGUAACAGCGUGGCCACAGUGUGCAGCCCAGCGGAGGUGAGCUGCCUGGACUCGUACAGUUUCCCCCCUCUGGAGAGCCUCCACCGAGGGUCCCUGGCCCAGGACGAGCCCCUGGGCUUCCCCUCCAACGGAGGAGAUCCCGACUGUCUCAACAUGCUGGACACCGGCUUCUACCACUCUGACCUGGGCCAGCGGGGAGGGGUGUACGGGGGCAAGGACUGCGAGCGGCCUUCUAAGAGGCUCAAGUUGACGCUGCCCGACUCUUUCAUCAACGACGUUUCCGUGGGUAACCUCGGAGUGGACUUUGAGGGGCGGCGGAACACGGCGCACCACCGCAUCACUGGCGCCAAGAUGGCUGUGUCCGUCACAGACUUUGGGAGCUUGGCGGGCAGUGGGGAGCCCAAUGGGUUUAUGGGAGCACAUGCACGACAUCACAGCACGGUGCUCCAGUCAGAGUGACCACCCCUGCCCCCAGAAUCCCUCCUUUAAAUCCACCAUCCCAUGUGUACAUAAGACUCACUCACUGGAGAUUUUUGUUUAAUAAUUAUAUAUACACAUUUAUUUCGUUUUGAUUUUAUUUGUGAAAUAUGACAUCAGUGAUGUCUUUAACGUAUAGAACAAAAAAUCUUGAUUUCUCAAGAGUUUAUAUAGCCAUUUAUUUUCCGCGGUCCUGAGAUGUCAGUGUCCAUGUACAGUGGGGCCCAGCCCAGCCUGGCACGGAGGCUGCGGAUAGACAGUUGUGUUUGUUCCUCAUCCCUCACACACACAUCUACAGACGACUUCUUCAAAGCUACAUAAUCCUGCCACUCAUAUACAGUUGCCAAAAUAGCUUUGUUCUGGUUUACUUAGUUUGUUCAUUUUUAAAGUGGUAUUUUUGAUUGAAUAUCAGUGUUUACAGGUACUUACAGAAACCAGGCUUGGGCAAAUGUUGUGUUUUGUCCGAGAGGAGCCUGGGUUUUGUAUUUAAUGCAACAGUCGUUGGUGUUGAGAUGGUGUAGGUUAUAACUAGGAGCAUAUCAGUUGCUAAGAUGGUUUUUCUCUCCCUCCUUUGUUUUUGUUCCUGUGGAAGCUUCUUUUGUACUCGGCUUGCUUUUUUCAGACUUUAACAGUCUGAAGUGGCCAAACCACAGGAGAAUGUUCUAGAAUUGUAUCAAUAUAUUAUAUUAUGAUUUUCCUCAGUGUUCAGCUGUGACAGCUCUUGCCAAGACAUUUUUAAAUCCCCCAAUUUUAUUAACGGAGUCAAUGUAGAGACUAAAAGGCUGGGUCUAACACCCCACAAAUUUGGGCAGUUUUAUCUGUCCAUCAGAUUAUCUGAAACAUGCCCUUAUAAAUCAGUCUCUUAUUGCCCCAGAAAUUAGCCAAUAUCAUGGCAAUAUUUUACAUUAUGACAGAACAGUUUUUGGAUUGGCAUUAUAGUGUUGCAUUGAGAUGUCAUGUGUUCAGCUACAGGAACGUACAUAGUUUCUGCCCUAUAUUCUUAGCACAACAUGCAUUUCUUCAUAAAUCUAUUUGGCCCAAGUUGAUUACUUUUUAUGCUAGUUGUGCUGUUUGUCUGUUUAUCAUGGAGCUUGUUCAAUCUGCAAAAAAAAGGUUGGGUUUCUUUUUUUCCUCGAUUGUAUUGCUCUUUAUUGAAACUACUUAAAAGGCCUGCAUAAGCUUGUUAGCAGUAUUAUUUCUUUAUUUAAAGCCACUUCUAUCCCUUUUCUGCUACUUCCACAGUAUUGACUGGAGGAUGCCUUGUAUUAUCCGGUCCAUAAUUUAAUGUCCAGUUGCAGGCUAACAGAGAUUCAACUUCUAUUUCUCUUGACUGAACUAAUUGUGAAUUGUUGAGUGUUGGGAAACCAUCAUUGUCUUUUUUUUAAUGGAUGCAGUAGUGAUUACUUAAUUUACCUAUGCAUUGUGAGUUCAAUAAGUAGUUGGUUUCAGGGGUAUAUAUACUGAACAAAAAUAUAAACGCAACAAUUUCAACGAUUUUACUGAGUUACAGUUUAUAGAAGGAAAU